CAAUUCUCUCUCUCCCACAGAACUUGCGAAGAUGGUGCUCGUUUCGGUGCUCAACAACGCCCUCAACUCGAUCUGCAACGCUGAGAAGCGCGGCAAGCGCCAGGUCCUCAUCCGCCCGGCCUCCAAGGUUGUGGUCAAGUUCCUGACCGUCAUGAUGAAGCACAAGUACAUCAACGAGUUUGAGAUCGUCGAUGACCGCCGUGCUGGCAAGAUCAUCGUCAUGCUCACCGGGCGCAUCAACAAGUGCGGUGUCAUCUCGCCGCGCUUUGACGUCAAGCUUAAGGACAUCGAGAAGUGGGUCCAGCAGCUCCUCCCGUCCCGCCAGUUCGGUUCGCUCGUCCUCACCACCUCGUACGGUAUCAUGGACCACGAGGAGGCCCGUGCCCGCCACACUGGUGGCCGCAUCCUCGGCUACGUGUACUGA
Molecule: messenger RNA, 424 nt
Organism: Thecamonas trahens ATCC 50062
Lineage: Eukaryota; Apusomonadida; Apusomonadidae
Product: 40S ribosomal protein S15a
Exons: 2
Coding region: 32-424 (130 amino acids)
Biological process (GO): translation
Cellular component (GO): cytosolic small ribosomal subunit; ribosome
Molecular function (GO): structural constituent of ribosome
Source: RefSeq, a predicted model, not a curated record